CUUGAACUCCUGACCUCAAGUGAUCCACCUGCCUCAGACUCCCAAAGUGCUGGGAUUACAGGCAUGAGCCACAACGCCGGGCCUGUUUUAUGCUUUUAUAAGCAGCUAUUCUGAGAAAGCAUUCAUGGGCCUCACCAGAUGCCAGAGUCCAUAAUGCAAAAUAAAAGGAAGGCCAAACAGCCCAGUUCUAAAAGUUUUCAAGCUAUCACUCAAAUACUGUGCAUAGCUGCCCUUUGAAGUAGGGUCUGUUUUAUCUGUUUUACAGACCUAGAAACUGAGGCACAGAAAUGAGGGUCAGCCCCAGUUCAUGCAGCUAACAAGAGCUGGCCUAGGCACCCAGGGACCCGGCCCCUCACCUCUGUGUUUUGCUACUGAGCUUACCGCUCCUCUUGUGGCUUUUUCUUGAGGAGCCCAAGGGUCUGGGCCCCACCCCAAGAUCUGAGGCCAGUGGCACUGCCCCCUAGCCGGGGCGAGAUGACAGAGCCCUAGGAUGCCUGAAGGGCGGGGAAGGAGGCAGAUGGGCGUGGACCAAUGGCUGUUGCAGCGCCUCACCUGGCCGUCUCUGUGGGCCCAGGUAUGCAGUAAGCUCCGCCCGGGACCCAGCCCAGCCCCUCCCCAGGCCUGGGCUCUGGGAGCGGAAAUUCCGGCGCCAGCAGGGCAGAACAGGAGCUGAUUCGAGCCGGCGGACACCAGCGGAGCUGGACCAUGGAACCCGUAGAGACCUGGACCCCCGGAAAGGUGGCAGCUUGGCUGAGAGGUCUUGACGACUCCCUGCAGGACUAUCCCUUUGAGGACUGGCAGCUGCCUGGCAAAAACCUGCUCCAGCUCUGCCCCCGUAGCCUCAAUGCUCUGGCUGUGCGGUCUCUGGGACACCAGGAGCUCAUCCUAGGCGGGGUGGAACAGCUCCAGGCCCUGAGCUCCAGGCUACAGACAGGGAACCUGCAGAGCCUGACAGAGGGACUACUGGGGACAACCCAUGACUUCCGGAGUGUAGUCCAAGGCCGCCUGGGGGACUGUGCCGAGACCCCUGUUGAUGUCCUCUGCGCGGCUGUUGAGCUCGUGCAUGAAGCCAACACCCUCCUCUUCUGGCUCCACAGCUACCUCUUCUCCCACUUAAAUGACUUCUCGGCCUGCCAUGAGAUCCGGGACUUGCUGGAGGAGCUGAGCCAGGUCUUGCAUGAGAAUGGUCCAGUGGCCGAGAAAGAGGGCACAGUCCUGAGGAUCUGCAGCCACGUGGCUGGGAUCUGCCACAACAUCCUGGUCUGCUGCCCCAAGGAGCUGCUGGAGCAGAGGGCCGUGCUCGCGCAGGUGAAGCUGGACAGUCCGUUGGGUCUGGAAAUUCGCACCACCAGCAAUUGCCAGCACUUUGUGUACGAAGUGGACACCCAGGUUGCCACCGACUCCCGACUUCAGAUCCAGCCUGGAGACGAGGUUGUCCAGAUCAACGAACAGGUGGUGGUGGGAUGGCCCCAUGAGAACAUGGUGAGGGAGCUGCUUCGGGAGCCAGCUGAACUCAGCUUAGUGCUGAGGAAGAUCCCGAUGCCAGAGACCCCCCAACAGACACCCCCACAGGUCCUGGACUCCCUGAGCCGGAGGAGCCCAUCGCUGUCUCCACCCCCACUGUCUCCCAGGGCCCCAUCCGAAGACGUCUUUGCCUUUGACCUGCCUUCAAACCCCAGUCCCGGACCCAGCCCUGCCUGGACAGACUCUGCCUCUCUUGACCCUGAGCCCCUGCCCAUCCCCCCAGAACCCCCAGUCCUAUUCCCAGCAGGGGUAGCAGAGACUCCAGGACUCCCUGAGUCUCCUAACAAGAGUCCUGUUGCUGGUCGGAAGAAAUCAAAAGGCCUGGGGACCCGGCUGAGCCGCCGGCGCGUGUCAUGCCGUGAGCUGGGCCGGCCAGACUGUGAUGGCUGGCUCCUGUUGCGAAAGGCACCUGGUGGCUUCAUGGGCCCACGCUGGCGCCGCUGCUGGUUUGUGCUCAAGGGACACACGCUCUACUGGUACCGCCAGCCCCAGGAUGAGAAGGCUGAGGGCCUCAUCAAUGUCUCCAACUAUAGCCUGGAAAGUGGACAUGAUCAGAAGAAGAAAUACGUGUUUCAGCUCACCCAUGAUGUGUACAAACCCUUCAUCUUCGCUGCUGAUACCCUGAUGGAUCUGAGCAUGUGGGUGCGUCAUCUCAUUACCUGCAUCUCCAAGUACCAGUCUCCAGGCCGGGCCCCCCCACCCCGAGAGGAAGACUGCUACAGUGAGACGGAAGCAGAAGACCCAGACGAUGAGGCUGGGUCCCGCUCAGCCUCACCCAGCCCUGCCCAAGCUAGGAGUCCCCUCCAUGGAGAUACGUCACCUGCAGCCACCCCCACACAGCACAGCCCACGGACCUCCUUUGGCUCUCUGACAGACAGCAGUGAAGAGGCACUGGAAGGAAUAGUACGGGGGCUGAGGCAGGGUGGUGUGUCCCCCCUGGGCCAGCCAUACCUGACCCUGGAUCAGUGUCGGAGCUCUUUCAUGCGGCGCAACCGAGACCCCCAGCUCAAUGAGAGAGCGCACCGUGUGCGGGCGCUACAGAGCACACUCAAGGCAAAGCUGCAGGAGCUGCAGGUCCUGGAGGAAGUACUGGGUGACCCAGAGCUGACUGGGGAGAAGUUCCGUCAGUGGAAGGAGCAGAACCAGGAGCUGUACUCAGAGGGCCUGGGGGCUUGGGGAGUGGCGCAGGCUGAAGGCAGCUCCUAUGUCUUGACCUCUGACUCCAGAGAACAGUCCUUCCAGUCCCUGCCCUCUGACCCUGAAGAUUCAGCACUCCCAUCUCUGCCCUCUGACCCCAGAGAACAACCUCCAACCUCUUGACCUCUGACCCUGGCCAGCACCCUAGCUCCUGACCUUUGACCUGACAGCCACCUCAACCCUAGCCUCUGACAUGUCCAGAACAGAGCAUCCCUGGAUUCUGUUCAGGGUGGGAAGUGGUACUGCUAGUCAUGGUCCCACCCCGAGCUGACCCCUCUGCCUAGGCCCCCAUCAUUCCCACUCCUGUCCCCCCUGGAACUGGGUAAAGUGAAGUGAGCUUUGUGCCACCCUCUCCUCCCUUGCCAAAGAAGAAAUUCUUCCACCUCAUCCUCCCAUCCCUGGGGACACAGCCCUGCCCCCCAGCCCUAGUUCCUUGGCAAUUCUCCCCCAAACUGGGUCUGCACAGGUGUUCUUUAUUUUACAUGAGGGACACUUUCCAACCAAAUAAAGUCAAUUUUUCUAAAAA
Molecule: messenger RNA, 3247 nt
Organism: Sapajus apella (tufted capuchin)
Lineage: Eukaryota; Metazoa; Chordata; Mammalia; Primates; Cebidae
Gene: CNKSR1
Product: connector enhancer of kinase suppressor of Ras 1
Exons: 21
Coding region: 706-2844 (712 amino acids)
Molecular function (GO): protein binding
Source: RefSeq, a predicted model, not a curated record